ACAGUCAUAACCAAGAAAAAGCCACAGGAAGGGGAGAAAUGCUGGUCACACAAGACACCUUUAUCUUCAACACCCUCCCACCUUAUCUCUUUCACAUAAAAAAUGGCACAAAAUUCAGACCCACACUCGCCCAGAAAAGAGAUGCGUCUAAGAAUUCAAGCACCCAACAACAACAAUCCAUCCUGCCUUUGAGAGUUUCAAACACAAUCCUUGCCCGCUCUGCCAUUGCAGUGCUUGGACUGGGAUUCAUCGAUGCCGGGUACAGUGGAGACUGGUCAAGGAUCGGAGUCAUCUCCAAGGAGACUGAGGAUUUCCUAAAGCUUUCAGCCCUUUUAGUAGUUCCCCUCUGCCUCUUCCUCAUAUUCUCCAUCUCCAAGGAACCAGAGGACUGAGUCCUUCAAUUUUCCAAUGUCAUAUUUAGGACAGAAUAAAGGAAUGGAAUUCGUUUGCUUGCUUAAA
Messenger RNA from Vitis riparia (riverbank grape), 459 nucleotides. RefSeq lists its product as uncharacterized. The record is from RefSeq and is a predicted model, not a curated record. The transcript has 2 exons. Bases 39 to 392 code for a protein of 117 amino acids. Lineage: Eukaryota; Viridiplantae; Streptophyta; Magnoliopsida; Vitales; Vitaceae.